GGGAAAUAGCAGCAGCCACAACACACCAGCCACGCAGCGAAAAUGCUGAAGAAAAACCCUCUCUGAGAAGUCAACAGUCGCCGAGGCUCCAGGUGUCAUGUUUUCCCGCAGGUGGAGGUUCGGUUGGGACAGGUACAGUGAGGUGGACCUCUUCGCGGACCGCAGUGAGACCAAUGCAGAGACCCUCUCCCAGGCUAUCAGAGCCGCAGCAUCUGAGGAGCCGGACGCAGAUGGCAGCGUGCUGUUUGGCCAUAUGCAGGGCACUGUGGUUGGCCUCAGAUAUUACACAGGAGUGGUGAAUCAAGGAGAAAUGGUUGUUUUAGUGCGACAGCCCCAGAAUCCAUAUGACCGCAAUGCAGUAAUGGUUGCCAACAUUUAUGGCAAUCAAGUGGGUCAUAUCAAACGGGAGCUGGCAGCAGCUAUGGCCCACAUCAUGGACAACAAUUUGGCUAAAGUAGAGGGGGUGGUACACUCAGGGACGAGAAACCACUUCAACAUGCCAGUGAUGCUGUCCUUCUGGGGCAAAGAAGAGAAGAAAAAGGCUGUGAUUGAACGCAUGGCACGUCACGGAUAUAAACUGAACCCAGGUGGAAUCAGCGCAACAGGUUCAUAUCAGAGUUCAUAUAGCAAGGUGCAGGUGCAUUACCAUCUAAAAAAGGGAGUGACCAUCCCACUAACUGCACAGGAGCUGAAGAAUGCAUUUGACCACCUCUUCGAUGACUUGAUGGCAAGUAAAGACGGAGAGAAAGAAGCGGCAGAGUCUGUGGGUACUCCUCUCCUGCCUCACCAGAAGCAGGCACUGUCCCUGGAUGUGUGCUCGAGAGAAAACAAAUCUGCACUGCCACCCUUUUGGGAGAAGAGAGGCGAGCUCUACUAUAACAGCCUCACGUGCUUCUCUGCCAAAGAAAAAACCAGAGAGAGAGGAGCAGUCAUCAAAAGUCAAAUCAUCACCUUUCAAAGCCAAAAACUAAACCAGAGAAAGCCUCCAAACUGGAAGAUAAGAGCAAGGAAAAAGAAGAAAGCCACCAAGCGAAAGCCCAGUAAAGAGGCCCCAGUAUUGCUGGAUGAUCUUGACUUUGCUGCUGCACUGAGUGGCUUUCCAUCAGAUUCAGGCUUCAAGAAGAAGAAAACUGCCAAGACGGCUGCUUCUACACUGAGUGUGGAAUCCGCCAUUCCUGAAAGUGCAGAUGACUUAUCAGCUCGAACGACUCUCAUCAUCUGCCCGCUCUCUGUGAUCAGCAACUGGCUGGAUCAGUUUGAGCAGCAUGUGCGUGCUGACGUGAAGCUUAAUGUAUAUCUGUAUUACGGCUCAGAACGCAACAGAAACAAGAAGUUUCUGUCCUCUCAGGAUGUGGUGAUCACAACCUAUAAUGUCCUCUCCGCUGACUUUGGGAAUAAGAGUCCCCUACAUGGGAUCAGUUGGCUGAGGGUUGUGCUGGAUGAAGGACACAUCGUAAGAAACCCUAAUGCACAGAUGAGUAAGGCUGUGCUCGACCUAAAAGCUCAGCGGCACUGGAUUUUGUCAGGUACCCCUAUCCAGAACAGUGUGAAGGACCUUUGGAUGCUGCUGGCCUUCCUGCGUCUGAAGCCCUUCGAUGUGAGAGAGUGGUGGAACAGUAUCCAGAGACCCGUCACUCAGGGAGACAGGGCCGGCCUGCAGAACCUCCAGACCCUGGUGAAGUGCAUCACCCUUCGGCGGACCAAGAACAGUGAGGUUAACGGACGCCCUGUGGUGUCUCUGCCUGAGAAGACUGUGUGUGUGGAGCAGGUCGAGCUGAGCCAGUCAGAGAGAGAAGAGUACGAGCUGGCACGCAAAGAGGGAAGAAACACCAUCGGCAGAUAUGUUGCUGAGGGGACAAUCUUGAGGAAUUAUGCUGAUGUGUUGGCCAUCCUCAUGAGGCUUCGACAGCACUGCUGCCACUCUGAUCUACUCGCCAAAACAUCCUCAGAUUUGGUUGCUGAAGCAACACCUGCAGAGCUGCGGGAGCGUCUAAUAGAGAAGCUGCGGUUGGUGUUGGCCAGCGGCUCUGAUGAAGAGUGUUCUGUGUGUCUGGACUCAGUGCGUCUGCCCGUCAUUACACACUGUGCACACGUGUACUGCCGGCCCUGCAUCGCCCAGGUUAUCAGCACUCAGCAGGAAACAGCCCGCUGUCCGUUGUGUCGGACUGAGAUCAAGACCAGUGAACUGGUGGAGUUUCCACAGGAGGAAUUGGAGGAAGAUAGCAAUACAAACUCUGAUCAGUGGAGGACCAGCUCAAAGGUGCAGGCACUGAUGGGAAACCUGCUCAGGCUGCGAUGUGAAGACAGCAGCAUUAAGUGUUUGGUUGUCUCUCAGUUUACACGCUUCCUCACCAUACUGCAGACUCCACUCAGAGAGCAUGGUUUCAGUUUUGUGCGUUUGGACGGCACCAUGACUCAAAAGAAGAGGACUCAGGUCAUCCAGGAGUUUCAGAGCGCUGCAGCUGACAGCCCUGUCAUCAUGCUGCUGUCACUCAAAGCUGGAGGGGUGGGGCUUAACUUGACGGCUGCCUCGCAUGUUUUCCUCAUGGACCCUGCGUGGAAUCCUGCUACUGAGGAGCAGUGCAUUGACCGCUGCCACCGCCUCGGACAGACUCGGAAAGUCUUCGUCACUAAGUUCAUCGUAAAAAACUCGGUGGAGGAGAACAUGGUGAAGAUCCAGCGGCAGAAGCAGGACCUGGUGGAGAAAGCUUUUGGCUCCUCAAACACUGACGUGAAAGCAUCUCGCAUCAAUGACAUCAAAGCUCUGAUGGAGCUGUAGAUGUCUGACGAUGGGCCUGAACUGACGCAUUAACACGAGAACAACAAAAACAUUGGACACAAGUCAACAGUUGACUGUGUUCUUUGUGGGGUCAGACAGUUAAAAUUAUGUUUAAGAAAUUUCAUAUUUGAAGGGCGGCAGAUUUUUGCCACAUUGUCAGUUUCGUGUUCAUAUUUUGAAAAGUUACAUUUUUUAUAGUAAAUCAUGAUGUUCCAAAUAAUGUUUUAUUUCUACUUCUGUUUAAUUGUUAACAUUGGGACAACGAUUCAUUUACUUGGCAAGUUUAUAUUUUUUGUUCAGAUGUGUGUUAGAUUUGUUGUCUUUGUCAAAGCUCUGCUAAUACAUAGAGGUGCCUGAUCAGUCAAACAUUGGGACAAAGACUGCGUAGAAAUACUCAAGUUGUCACUAAGCAAAAUAUAACAGUUGUGACGAUUCAGAUCCUGUGUUGUUUUUGUUGCUAUCUCUGUAUUCAAUAAAUGCAGACUACUGAUAUUGUA
This is a messenger RNA of Plectropomus leopardus (leopard coralgrouper), 3276 nucleotides long. The record is from RefSeq and is a predicted model, not a curated record. Lineage: Eukaryota; Metazoa; Chordata; Actinopteri; Perciformes; Serranidae.